Molecule: messenger RNA, 1028 nt
Organism: Bemisia tabaci
Lineage: Eukaryota; Metazoa; Arthropoda; Insecta; Hemiptera; Aleyrodidae
Source: RefSeq, a predicted model, not a curated record
CACUCAACUUCUUCAGACUUCUUCUCCUCUCCAUCAAAAUAUGUACACACGUGUGUGAAAUCAAUUUUGUCAUUUGUCCAAGAAAAUUUACUUGUAUCCCAGUUCUUUUCGUAAUGAUUCAUUGCAAUUUUUGAAGAAGUAUUCCUAAUCUUUCAACUAUGUCUGCAAAGGAGGAAAAAGUUGUUGGUUUUGAGCUGGAUGAACCAGCAUCCAAGUCCAGCAGCAGAGCCAAGAAGAAAAAGAAGUCGCAGGGCUUUCAAGGAAUGGGUCUUAGCUCUAAUGUUCUAAGAGGAAUCGUCAAGAGAGGCUAUAAUUUUCCGACACCUAUUCAAAGACAGGCCAUUCCACAAGUGUUAGAUGGUAAAGAUGUUGUUGCUAUGGCACGAACAGGAAGUGGGAAAACUGCCUGUUUCCUUAUUCCAAUGUUUGAAAAAUUGAAGAUGCAUAGUGCAAAUGGAGUUCGCGCUUUGGUUUUAUCCCCAACAAGAGAAUUAGCCAUUCAGACAUUUAAAUUCUUCAAAGACCUUGGUCGGUUUACGGAUUUACGAGCCGUUUUGAUUUUGGGAGGAGACUCAAUGGACACGCAAUUUUCCACUAUUCACUCCUCACCCGACUGUAUCAUCGCAACUCCUGGUAGAUUUUUACAUUUGAUUGUCGAGAUGAAUUUAAGUCUGAAAAAUGUUCGAUUUGUGGUUUUUGAUGAAGCUGAUCGUCUAUUUGAAAUGGGUUUCGGCGAGCAGAUGAGAGAAAUCCUUCACCGAUUACCAGACAUUCGACAGACAAUGUUGUUCUCAGCAACUUUACCAAAAGUAAUCGUUCAUUUUACUCGUGCUGGUUUGUCAAAUCCAGUUCUUAUUCGAUUAGAUCUUGAUAAUAAGCUUCCAGAUACUUUAGAGUGCAAUUUCUAUAACUGUCGGGACGAAGAUAAACUUGCUGCACUAAUAUGCAUUUUGAAGAAAGUUAUCAAACCAGGAAGUUUAACUGUCGUAUUUGUAGCCACUAAACAUCAUGUAGAAAUGAUUCAUGAG